AUAUGGCAAUGUGGAGGGGGUGCUGCCAUGGCAACCCCCGCCAGCUCUCGGAUUACCGCCUUUGCCUUUGGGAGAGUGAACCUCAGCCGUCGCCAUCUUUGUUUCUUUCCUCCACACGUCGAGGCGUCAAUUCUUCGUCAAUUCACCUAUUAAAUGUACGUCCAUUCCGGAUAUAGUUACACCUCUCUCGACUGGGUGUAAAAACGCCUUGCUUUGAGUGUGGAAACGUCGAGAAUAUCCCCCUCCCCCUGGUUGUCGCCGAAGCGCUCUCGAAUGGGAGAGAGAGAGCGAGAGAGCGAGCGAGACCUCACCCAGUUCGUUAUGGCGCAGCAACACUUAUUAGAAGCUCCGUCCUUUGUGUGUGUGACGAGAAGCCAUUUUGAGAGCCUGCUGAACUCUUAAAAACCUACACGCCACCUCAUGGCUUUAGGACAAGAAAGGGGUGGAAAACAGAAUAGUCCCAAGAUUCUCCCCCUCACCCCUAUAAGACUCACGUUUAAAGGCUUGGAUUACAUAUUUUUGAAUACCAGCUGGAGAGAGAUGCUUUGCAUAUUGCCCCAAAAACAGAUGAUGGUUGAAGAUGCAUUACUCGCUGACUGGGAGGAUGACCUUCCCCCAUUAAUGACAUUAUUAGAGGAUCCCAAAGAAGGAAACUGGAAUCCUCUCACCUCUGCAUUUCAAGGCCCGUUUUUACUGCAUUUCACCAAAGGUGUUGAGUAUUAUAUGGGUGUGCCCGUGACCAAGUUAAGACAAAGAUGGAUUCCAGGCAGAGGAAAAAAGGCUCAAAAUGUCACAGGGUAAUUACAUCCAGCACACUCUUUCUCUCUCUCUCUCUCUUCCUUCUUCUCAAAUCCUUUCAAAGGAGCAAUCUUAAGGUUUAUCAUAGUCCGUGAGAGGUUGAGGAAAUCAAGUGUAAGAUCCCUUUUUUGAGACAAAGGAAACCCAGCUAGGCCCAUUAAGUCCCCCUGUUUUUAAGCAGGAAAAUGGCUGCCGAGAGCUUUCAGGGCCCCCCUCUCUCUCUGCUCUGUUGAAGGACUCCUGAGCCGUGCCUCUAAUAGCAGACCGCUCAUCUGGUGCUGAGCUCUGAUUGGUUACACCAGGCUGCCGCUGUUAACCAGCCAAUUGCCCGAGCACUGCAAAAAACAGCAAGCAAUGUCAAAGAAGGGGAAAAAAAACAUUGUCUGUCGAAAAACCUACAACAAAAAACAGCAUGUAAAGAAAAUAAUAGCAACACGGCGUCUGAUGACGAUUUAACCGCCUUUGAAGCUACGAUCUGUGGAAAUGUGCACUAUUAUGUUUGUUCAGCGGCUUUAAAUUGAUUUUGAAGGUGUCUGCUCAAAAAUAUUAAAACACAUAGUCGCGCUGAUAUUUUUUUAAUAAUAGUUUAGCGGCACAAGUAUUUUUGCCAAAUGCAGCAUAAUGCAUUUGUCAGUUGAGUAAACGCGAGUGGCAGAUUCGACACGGCACAUAUUCGAGCAGUUAAACGACUAAUAUAAUUUCCUAGAGUCAGUUAUAUAUGUAUUUAACCGGAUCAUCGCGUAGGUGAAAAUAGACAACACGAAAUGGUGUUUUGUUAAAUAAAAAGGCGACAUAGAAGUUUGUAGCGAAAGUGCGGCUCAGCGUUCGACAUGGGCAAAGCCUAGCGGUGUAUUGUGGGAGAGACAGAAGCUACACACAUACACACACAAUAUGUGCUGGCUCUCGCCGAAAAAGCAGGCACUAUUCCUCAAGAUAAAUCAUGUAAUCUAAGCGGCGGGAGGUGAAGGUGAUUUCUUUAUCAAUUCAAGACAAAAAUCCCCUCGAUCGGACCAGCCAUGUCCAAGCCGGGGGAGCGAAACAAAUUGCACGAAGACCAUGGCAGAAAGCAGAGUUCAACGCUGGCCAACGGCACCGACAGUCACCCGGUGUGCGGUUCGGCGGAGAAGCGGAGUCACCACUGGAGAAGUUACAAGUUGAUAAUCGACCCGGCGCUCAAGAAGGGAUCGCACAAGGUCUACCGCUACGAUGGACACACGUUCAACAUGCCCAACCCUGGGAUACCACCGGUGGACAUCGUUCGAGACCCCAGAAUCGGACGUCUUUGGACCAAGUACAAAGAAACCGACUUACCGGUCCCCAAAUUUAAGAUCGACGAGUGCUACAUCGGCCCCGUGCCUCCAAAGGAGGUGACGUUCGCUCGUCUGAAUGACAACAUCAGGGAGGGCUUCCUCACUGACAUGUGCAAGAAGUUCGGGGACAUUGAGGAAGUGGAGAUCCUCUACAACCCGAAGAACAAGAAGCACCUGGGAAUUGCUAAAGUGGUCUUUGAGAGCGUCAAGGCCGCUAAGGUGGCCGUGCAGUCGCUGCACAACACGUCCGUGAUGGGGAACAUCAUCCAUGUGGAGCUUGACCCCAAAGGUGAGAAUCGCCUUAGGUACUUCCAGCUCCUGAUGAAUGGCAGCUACACUCCGCGGACUCUUCCUGUCGGCGCGGAGGAAGCAAGGGAAGUCUCUCCUCGUAGCCUGGCGGAAGCCUUACUGGCAUACGAGCCAAUCCGCAGGUUAUCUGAAAGCAGCCUCUCUGCAGCGUCAGGGCCCGUGCCACCCAGCAGCAGCAGCUCCACCACACCGCUGUCCCUGGAGACGGGCUACUCGAGCCUUAGGCAGGACACGCCCCAGUCCCAGGGGACCCCACGCCAGGCAGGCACGCCCUUCUCUCAAGACUCCAGCUACUCCAGUCGUCAGUCUACGCCCGCGUACCAGUCCAGCCGGGCAGAGAGUUCGGGAGGAUACAAGUCCCGGAGACACGAGAGCAAGUUCCAGGAUGCGUACAACCGUAGACCGGAGAGGCCUCAGUAUCGUAGCAACAUGUAUCGGAGUACGUCGUCUGAGCAAGCGCCCUUUAAACAGCAGCAUCUCACCCCGCCGGAACCGCCGCCAACAACUCCGUCUUUCACCUACACAGCACCUCCCCCUGCUACGCCAAAUUUCAAGUCGGCUUUCUCACCCUACCAGGCUCCCUUGCCACCAGCUUUCCCAGCUUCGGAACCCACGUUUCAUCACCCAGCCCAAAGGGAGGGUGAGUACCACAGACCGCCACAGCCGCCCCCUGUAGCUCCUACUGACUUUCCGCCCGUUAAGGAUAGACCUGAAACGCCUCCCAUCCCAGAGCCCCCACCCGAACCGGGCCCCCAACCAACCACGCCGCCUCCUCAAACCCCCGAGCACUGCCCCUCACCCGGUUCCCCGGCCCCGGAUCCAGAGCGCAAUAGCCUGGACUCUCGUAUUGAGAUGCUCCUCAAGGAGAAAAGGACUAAACUGCUGCCCUUCCUGGCGGAGCAAGUCUCGGACACUGAGGUGCGAAUGGAAGGAAGUCCCAUUUCCUCCUCGUCCUCACAGCUCUCCCCCAUUCCCCUGUACACCGCUGGGACGCAAAACUCCCGUCCCUGUAGCACAGGCUUGGAGGACAUCAGUCCCACACCACUGCCGGAUUCAGAUGAGGACGAGACGAUACUUGGGACCGCCUCGCUAGUAAAGAGAAUUGGCUCUCCUGUCCGUGAGAUGACAAGCAACAGUGAGGUGAAAGAUGAACUUCCUCGGGACCACUCAGAAACUGACAAAAUGGACACGAGUCAUCAGUCGUCGGGAGAAGACAUGGAGAUCUCGGAUGAUGAAAUGCCCGGCACGCCAAUCACCGGUGGUGAUUGUAGCAAAGGCAUUGUCGUAAAUUCUGCCGUGUCCCCCCUCCAGACGCUAGCCCUCCAUCCCCCCGGGUUCCCCCACCUCGCCCACCAGGCCGGCUUCGCCAUCCCCCAUCACCACCUUGGCCCCCACUCGGCCGUGCCGGGGCACCACCUCGCUGCUCACCCCGGCGUGCACCCACACAUGCUGCCGCAUAUGGCUCACUACCCGCCAAACAUGAUUCCGCUGGUGCAAAUGGAACUGAUGAGCUGUUUGCGGUGGGAACAGUGGAGUACGGUCCCCAUGUCCUUUCAGAUGCAACAGCAGAUGUUGAGUCGCAUGGCUCAGACACGUGGCCCUUAUCCCUAUCCACAUUUUCUGGAUAGCGCCGCAUCAGGGCCAUUUGUGGGACCCUAUCCGCAUUUGUCCAUGGGGGCUGCGCACGGUGCAGCAGGGGCUCCCGGGCAACAGUGGCAGCAUCACAGUAUACCUAAGUUCAACCCAACUGUCCCUCCUCCUGGGUAUGAAACUAAAAAGGAGGAUCCCCACAAAGCCACUAUCGAAGGUGUCCUUCAGGUCAUUGUCAAAGAACUGAAGGCUAUCAUGAAGAGGGACCUCAACCGUAAAAUGGUGGAGGUGGUCGCUUUCAGAGCUUUUGAUGAAUGGUGGGAGAAGAAAGAACGCUCAGCAAAGGCGUCCUUGACUCCAAUUAAAGGUGCUGAAGGGAAAGAAGAAGAAAGACCGAAGCCUAAAGAGACAAUAGGUUCGAGCCUGCUCGAGAACUGGAACAAGGGCGAGGGGCUUGGCUACGAAGGAAUGGGCCUGGGAAUUGGUUUGCGAGGAGCCAUCCGGUUGCCAUCAUUCAAGGUCAAAAGGAAGGACCCACCUGAGGCCGCCACUGCGGGGGAGAACAAACGAGCGCGACCCUCCACCCCAGUGGAAGACGAGCUGGAGGAUGAAGACCGUGAGCGAGACCCGGCGGAGCUCCCCUUGGACGACCCCAAAAUGGGCGCCGAUAGUAUCUCGGCCAAACGAAGACACUCGCGCCCUCUGGAGCUGGACAGCGAGGGCGAGGAGGAGGUGGACACCUCUGGGAAAGAGGAGGAGUCACUUGGGGACAGAGAGGAAGAGCCAGAUGAAAGAGAGCCGGCUGACCGGCUGUCUCCAAGCAAAAGCGGUGAAGAGGAGGGUGGCAGAGAGUCAUCUAGUGGGAGUGCAUCAUCAGACUCCUCAGCUGAUGAGUCCACAAGUUCAGGGUCCUCCAAAAGUAGCUCAGACUCCUCAUCAGAGAGCUCAGAGUCUUCGGAAUACGAGUUGAGCUCAGAAGAAGAGGACUCGGAGGUGGAAGUCGAAGAUGAGGAUGAGGGCAAAGGUUCCAAGAGCUCUUCGUCCUCGUCGUCUUCUUCGUCCUCGUCCUCUGAUGAAGAAGGGGAGGCAGGCUCCAAGCCGCCGAGUCCUCCUGCGGAGGUGACUACAAACUCUAUGGAGGAUCUAAGACCUCCAAGACAUGAGGAAGGGGUACCCGAGGGCCUGAAGCCACCGUCACCUAAAGGUGUUCCCGUCAUAAAGGAAGGCGUUUGUGCAGUGAAGUCAGAACAUCAGGAGAACUUACGGCCGCGCACGCCAACAGGCGCCCUGCUUGACAGCAACCAUGAGAGCAAACCCAAAGGUAAAGCAGAGCCUCAGGAAGUGGCCCCCCAGCCGGGCCGAUCAGCCCCGUCCCACCUCGAUUCCACAACAGCCACACCCAGAUCCACCUCUGCCUCUUUAAUGCACCUCCCUCUCCCGCCUCACCCGACAGUAGAAGAUCGCUCCCUCCUCCACCCGCCUUCCGCUCCUCUGCCAGAACUCCCUCAGCGGGCUCGGCUCCCCACGGACGAGGACAUUCCCCGAACACCUGGCAGGGACCUGAUGGAGCGUGCCAGGAGUCUGGGCAAGUCUCAGAGCACGGACACGGUGCCCAACACCCCAGGUAGUGACGCCCCGCUGACGGGGAGCAGCCUGAUGCUCAGCUCCCCUCACAUUCCUGGUAGUCCCUUUUCCUACCCUGCACAGUCUCCUGUCCUUAGCGCUGGAGUCCCUCGCACUCCUGGUAGAGACUUAACCUUCACCCCUGUCUUCCCCGACCCCUCAACACUUGCUCUUAAUCGGAAGAUUUCCUCUGAGAGCCUGGAUGAUAGGCCUCUGUUUAAGGAGCCUCCCAUCAGCCACUUGCCUAACCAAGCCUCAUCAACAGGUACCGAGCCUGCAGGCAGCCUAUCAGAGGAGCUCCCCGUGGGCUUCACAGAGGAGGAUUCCGACGUGUUCGACUGCAUCUCCUCAAAGCGUAAACCCGGGCGACCCAAAGGCAAAAAGAUCCCCGCCGUCUCUGUCUCAGCAGUUGAUGAGUCUUUGGAUCUGUCGCCUGAAUUGACAUCUUUAGCCAACAACACGCAUAUCCGAGACCUUGCCAUGCAGAAGAUGUCCUCCAAGUCUCCCAGUCGCCCCAGUCCAGACUUAAGGGCAGGUGAACCUAAGAUGGUGCUGUCUGAAGCCGAAGACGGAUUCCUCUCCUACGAAGACGACACUCCCGUGCCCAUAAAGCCUGCUAGGCGGGCGCGGCGCAAUUGGGAGGAGCUGUUGCUCGACAGCCUGUCGCCCGUCACCACGCCACCGCGGGCGUACUUCACACGACGCAGCGACUUUGAGGAGAUGACCAUCUUGUACGACAUCUGGAAUGAAGGCAUUGAUGAGGAGGACGUACGGCUGUUGCAAGUCACUUAUGACAAGAUGCUGCAACAGGAUAACGGCAACGACUGGCUCAACGACACACUUUGGGUCAACCAUCCUCCCACCAACAUCCCCCGCAUUAAGAAGAAGAGGCGGGACGACGGUAUGAGGGAUCACAUGACCGGCUGUGCCAGAAGCGAGGGCUACUACAAGAUCGACAAGAAGGACAAGAUCAAGUACCUUCAGAGCACCCGGCUGCAGUCGGAGGAGCCGCCCGUGGACACACAGGGCAUGAGCAUUCCCGCACAAGUCCACGCCUCCACCAGGGCAGGAUCGGAGCGGCGGUCCGAGCAGCGGCGCCUGCUGUCGUCAUUUGCGUGCGACAGUGACCUGUUGAAAUUCAACCAGCUGAAGUUCCGUAAGAAGAAGAUCCGAUUUUGCAAGUCUCACAUCCAUGACUGGGGUUUGUUUGCCUUGGAACCCAUCGCUGCAGAUGAGAUGGUCAUAGAGUACGUGGGACAAAACAUCAGACAGGUGAUUGCGGACAUGCGCGAGAAACGCUAUGAGGAUGAGGGCAUUGGCAGCAGCUACAUGUUCCGUGUGGACCACGACACCAUCAUCGAUGCCACCAAGUGUGGCAACUUUGCACGCUUCAUCAACCACAGUUGCAACCCUAACUGUUACGCCAAGGUCAUCACUGUGGAGGCGCAAAAGAAGAUUGUGAUCUACUCGAGACAGGCCAUCAAUGUCAACGAGGAGAUCACGUACGACUACAAGUUCCCCAUUGAGGACGAGAAGAUCCCCUGCCUUUGCGGCGCGGAGAACUGCCGGGGGACGCUCAAUUAAGGCCAAAGGGUCUUUUUACUGCACUCAUCACAUGUUGAUUGUUUACGAUUUAUGGUGCUGUUCAGUCGGACGUGUCUGGGGGGGGGGGGGGUUAUUUUAAUUUUCACGUCUCCUUCUCACCCCGGUAUUCCGCCACAUGUGCAGCUGCUCCCAUUGACACAAAAAGGAUGGAAGAAGAAGCAAAGCCUUCUUUUUCCAACUCUUGAUUCUGCCUCUGGACUAAUUCAUCACACGAAUCAACUAGAAUGACCACAAAGGGGCAAACCCUCCGUAAUAAGUGAGGGGACAAAAAUCCUUAAAUGUUAACCUACUUAAAACCAACAACUAUCACAUCAUGCAUUGAUACAGAAUUGAUGCAUUUUAUCCAGUUAUAGUGUUCUCUUCAAGAGUAUUUAUGGGCACAUACUGUAAGUGUUCCACAACGUGCAAUGCAGCGUCCCCUGUGGGCCCGCAAUGCACAGGCAAUCAUGUAGUCAUCCUGAAAAAAAAAUUAAGCUUGAAGUGUGUGAGAGCUGACUUCAUCUUGUAUUAUUACAACUCAGUGUUUAAUACCUAAACAAAUCAUCAUGGCACUUCCGCUUUAUCACCCCCUGGACAUCAUAUUUUACUUUUCAUCUGGUUGCUUUAACAAUAAUUGAGUUUUUUUUAAAUCCAGUGAUGUGAAUAUUGUAUACUUGUACAAAAGACCUACAAGCUUUUUUUUUUUUUUUACACAGUCACGGGGUCACACUUUUAAGAUUUCUUUUCUAGUAAAAGACUGACUAUUAAAAAAAAUCAGGGAAUUUACAAGGAAUUAAGUUUAUUUAAGGUUAAAGAAAAGAACAAAAAAGAGGAAAGAAAGAAGGUCCACUGUGUCCAGGAAGUCACCAUCUCCCCCUUUUGGAAAGAUUGUUUCUUGUAGAAACGUCUUCUCUUAAUUGUCCGUCUUGCUUUGUAAUUCUCUUUAAAGUGUGUACAUAAGCUAACUGUGAAUAUUAUAUAAAUAUAUAUAUUUUUGUUCCCCAGGGAUUUGCUACACACAUCAAGAGCUCCGAGAGCUGUGUAACAAUAUGAUUGCGAGCAGUGAGCUUGUAGCAGGACAUUUUUCAGCUUGUGUCAAGCUUUUGUUUUGUUAGGUUUAUUUGUAUUGUAAAUUCUAUGAAAAGUUGUUUUGUGGUGUGGAGAGAAAGAAAAAGUGCAUAAUCGGCAUAGGAAGAGGACUGAACAAUCAGCCUGCUCCUCUUUGUCUAUUUAUUACAUAACAAAUGUAUGAAAAUGUUCAACAUGGAAAUAAAGCAGUUUUGCAUACAUCCAUACAGAAUUUCUUUGGAGAAAAGUGAUUAUAAUUUGACGUUUGGCAGCUCUGCAAUCUGAAUGACAUCUCAAAGAACAAAUCGGCAUGAUUACUCUUAAUGUAUUUUACGUGUAUUUUUUAACCUGUGAAAUGACCCUGUACCCUGAAGUUUUUAUAACAACUGACUCCUGGCUGAAUGUGACUGUGAAUGGUUGUCUAUAUGU
Messenger RNA from Doryrhamphus excisus (bluestripe pipefish), 8711 nucleotides. Lineage: Eukaryota; Metazoa; Chordata; Actinopteri; Syngnathiformes; Syngnathidae. The record is from RefSeq and is a predicted model, not a curated record.